AUGGAAGUGGCGGCGCCGCUUCUGUGUCUGGCGGCGGCUGUUCUGGUAUGGGGCGUUCUCUGGGUUUGGGGCUCCUGGGAGCGAAUGACAAGGCCGGAGCAGGCUGGCCUGCCCGGAGGCGGAAGCCGGACACUUCUGGUGACGGCGCACCCCGACGAUGAAGCCAUGUUCUUUGCUCCCACUAUUCUAGGCUUGGCCCGCCUGCGGCACCAGUUGUUCCUGCUCUGCUUCUCCGCAGGAAAUUACUACAAUCAAGGGGAGAUCCGUAAGAAGGAACUCUUGCAGAGCUGUGAUGUUCUGGGGAUUCCCCUCUCCAACGUAAUGAUUAUUGAAAACAGGGAUUUCCCAGAUGAUCCAGACGUGCGCUGGGACCCAGAGCGGGCGGCUGAUGUCCUCCUCCGGCACGUAGAGGCCAAUGGCAUCAAGCUGGUGGUGACCUUCGAUGAGGGGGGCGUGAGUGGGCACAGCAACCACGUGGCUCUGAAUGCAGCUGUGAGGACCCUGCAUGCAGAAGGGAAGUUACCUAAAGGGUGCUCAGUGCUCACACUCCAGUCUGUGAACCUGCUGCGCAAAUACCUCUGUCUGCUGGACCUACCCUGCUCCCUGCUGCUCGCCCGCGACACCCUCUUCGUGCUCACCCAAUGUGAGGCAGCCCAGGCCCAGGUUACAGGGGAAGCCAGGUCCGGCUGCGGCUCCGAGUGCGCAGGUGGGAGGAGGCAGAUGGAAAGAGCAGAGCCACCAGCUCCAGAACCACUCCUCUCGUCCCCCCAGAGAGCCAUGUCCUGCCACCGCAGCCAGCUGCUCUGGUUCCGCCGCCUCUAUAUGCUGUUCUCCCGCUACAUGAGGAUUAACUCUCUGAACUUUCUCUGAGCCAGAACGGGCUCUCGGACCAAGAAACCAAGGGAAAGACAGCCAGGGAGCCCAGGGCCUGUCUGGAGCAGGCUUGUCUCCCCGAGUCAAGGACAUCCCAGCGUCAACCUGAGUUCCAGGGCCCUCUCCUCCAAACUGCCCAGGCUCUAAUAAAAUGGGAGCUGUGCAGACCCAACAGGCUGCCAGACCUGAGCGUCUUUCUCUGGGCGACAAAACCAAAGCCACCAAACACAAACCAAGCCAAGGACGACAGCUACCUUGCUAGCUUCUCGAGUUCUUGUGUGGAAGAGUUCACACAAUGACACAGUGUCUGUGAACUCCCUAACACAGACCUGCGAUUAUUAUAAAUAAACAUAAAGGUCUCUGGAA
Molecule: messenger RNA, 1239 nt
Organism: Bubalus bubalis (water buffalo)
Lineage: Eukaryota; Metazoa; Chordata; Mammalia; Artiodactyla; Bovidae
Gene: PIGL
Product: phosphatidylinositol glycan anchor biosynthesis class L
Exons: 7
Coding region: 1-870 (289 amino acids)
Biological process (GO): GPI anchor biosynthetic process
Cellular component (GO): endoplasmic reticulum
Molecular function (GO): N-acetylglucosaminylphosphatidylinositol deacetylase activity
Source: RefSeq, a predicted model, not a curated record